GUGCGGUGCUGAGAUGCUGUGUCUUCUGGUCCAAGGAUGCAGGUGGAACGGUUGAACUAGCACCGUUCGCAUCUGGUAGUGGGAGAAGAAGAAAAAACUGUACCCUGAUCAGUUUCACUGGAUAAAAAAUAAAGCGAUAUUUCCAGGGAUAUUUACAUCUUUAAGUAUCGAGAAUUGUCGGCGGAAUUGCUCAAAACACAAUACUCUGGCAGGAAAAUGAUGGGAGCAGGACCUUUGUAAUCACCUUGGACCGGAGCCUUCAGGACAGGAAGGUUUUUUUUUUAACAAAAUCAUGACCACACUCUGACAGCUCUUCUGUGCUCUCUUUCAUCCUCUCCUCCUUACCCAUUCUCCCCUAAAACAAACAAGACUGAAAGGAUCUACUCAGAACUGUUGUUGAAUCCAGUUUCUGGAAAAGCUUUAUGCAGAUUCUUAGGACUACAGUUCUUUUCGGGCCUAUGAUUGACCAAAGGCUUUUUUUGAACAAAAAGCUGAUAUAGAAUUAUCGCAUAGCUCCCCUCUCUCUUCCCUCCCAUCAUAAUUGUCCUUCCUUGAAGUCCCAAAGGCACCAACCAAUGGAGAGACGGAGAAGGGAGUCAGGAUAAAGCAGAGAAAUAGAGUGCCGGAGGAAGUAAAAAUCUGCUGAUUCGUCAGGCUUUGGAAUUGGGUCCUGUGAGGUUUGAUUCACUCACGGUCCCCCAGCCUGGGAGAACUCCUAUCCCAGCACAGACAGACAUAAUAAUAAUCUCUAUUUACGUUUGAAAAAACAACAAAGAACCUAAAAAAAGAUAAGUUUGGCAAGGCCACAUAUUUGCCAGGUAGAUUUCGGCAAUUUUUUACUUGGUUACAAAAGAAAAACUAAAAACUAAAUAUGACAAGAGGGUUGAGUUUUCCAUGUUGGCCCUUGUGGUCGUUGAUGUUGUUCAGCCUGCUAGCCACGGUGAGGUCACUGGAGUUUGGAGGUGCUCCCGGCCAGUGGGCACGCUAUGGGCGUUGGGAGGCAGGCUCAGUGGGUGAGCUGAGCUUCAGUUUGAAAACCAAUAUCAGCAAAGCCCUGGUUCUCUAUCUAGAUGAUGGUGGGAACUGUGACUUCAUGGAGCUCCUGAUUGCCAGUGGACGCCUCCAGCUCCGCUUUGCCAUUCAUUGCGCAGAGCCGGCAACCUUACACAUGGAGACACGGGUCAACGAUGACCGCUGGCAUAUGGUCCUCCUUACCCGCAACUUCCGCGAGACCCUUUUGAUGGUGGAUGGUGAGACUAAGGUUUCCGAAGUCAAGUCCAAGAGGAAGGAGAUGGCUGUGGUCAGCGACCUUUUUGUCGGAGGGAUUCCUCCAGACGUGCGUCUGUCAGCGUUGACCUCCAGCACAGUCAAAUACGAGCCCCCUUUUCAAGGCCUGAUCUCCAACCUGAAAGUGGGCGAGAUGCCUCCAACCCUGCUCAACAGCCAGGGUAUCCAGAGUGACCUGGAGUACCUGUGCACCAAGCAAAACCCAUGCCUCAACGGAGGGUUCUGCUCUAUCCAGUAUGGAGAAGUCCACUGUGACUGCACACACACACGCUUCAAGGGGAAGUACUGCAAGGAAGAGGAGUAUGCUGUGGAAGGUCUGGCGCACCUGACGUUAAACAACCAAGGUGACGCAUCCCAAGCCGGAAAGGAGGAGUCUGUGGCCACCUUCAAGGGGAACGAGUUCUUCUGCUACGACCUGUCGCUGACGCCCAUCCAGAGCAGCACGGACGAGAUCACGCUCUCGUUCCGCACGCUCCAGAGGAACGGCCUGAUGCUGCACACGGGGAAGUCGGCCGACUACGUCAACCUGUCGCUGAAGAGCGGCGCCGUGUGGCUGGUCAUCAACCUGGGCUCCGGCGCCUUUGAGGCGCUGGUGGAGCCCGUCAACGGCAAGUUCAACGACAACGCCUGGCAUGAUGUCCGCGUCACCCGCAACCUGCGCCAGCACGCAGGCAUUGGACACGCUAUGGUGACAAUAUCAGUGGAUGGUAUAUUGACCACCACUGGUUACACCCAGGAGGACUACACCAUGCUGGGCUCGGACGACUUCUUCUACAUAGGAGGGAGUCCCAACACUGCUGACCUGCCCGGAUCCCCUGUCAGCAACAACUUCAUGGGCUGUCUAAAAGACGUGGUGUACAAAAACAACGACUUCAAGCUGGAGCUCUCGCGGCUCGCCAUCAUGCGCGACGCCAAAAUCAGUCUGUACGGCGACCUGGUGUUCCGCUGCGAGGACGUGGCAGCCCUCGACCCCGUGACCUUCGAGACGCCCGAGUCGUACAUCGCCCUGCCCAAGUGGCACACCAAGAAGACGGGCUCCAUCUCCUUCGACUUCAAAACCACCGAGCCCAGCGGCCUGCUGCUCUUCAGCCACGGGCGUCCCCAGGGUCCUAAAGAGCAGCUCCCGCAGCGGCCUAGUCGCGAGCUGAAGACGGACUACUUUGCUAUGGAGUUGCUGGACGGGUAUCUGUACUUGCUGAUGGACAUGGGCUCUGGGAGUAUCAAGCUGAAGACCAGCAACAAGAAGGUCAACGACGGGGAUUGGUGCCACGUGGACUUCCAGAGAGAGGGAAGGAAAGGCUCCAUCUCGGUGAACAGCCGCAGCAUCCCCUUCAACUCCAACGAGGGCAGCGAGAUCCUGGACCUGGACAGCGACAUGUUCCUGGGUGGGCUCCCCGAGGCACGCGGCGACCUGGUGCUGUCCCCGGAGGUUUGGACCGCCUUGCUCAACUACGGCUACGUGGGCUGCGUGCGCGACCUCUUCAUCGACGGCAAGAGCCGCGACGUGCGGCGCCUAGCCGAGAUCCAGAGCUCUCCGGGCGUGAGCAGCUUCUGCACGCGGGAGCCCCAGAAGAGGUGCAGCGGCGCCCCCUGUGGGAAUGGAGGCCUGUGCAAGGAGGGCUGGAACAGAUACAUCUGCGAUUGCACCGGCACGGGCUACCUGGGUACCAACUGUGAAAUAGAGGCGACCGUGCUGAGCUACGACGGCAGCAUGUACCUGAAGAUCAUCAUGCCGGGCACCAUGCACACGGAGGCCGAGGACGUGGCGCUGCGCUUCAUGUCCCAGCGGGCCUACGGCCUCCUCGCCGCCACCACCUCCAAGGAGUCCGCCGACACGCUCCGCCUGGAGCUGGAUGGGGGAAAGGUCAAGCUGACCGUCAACCUAGAUUGUAUCAGGAUAGACUGUAAUCUCAGUAAAGGACCAGAGACUCUCUUUGCUGGGCAGAAGCUCAAUGACAACGAGUGGCACACAGUGAAGGUCAUGAGGCGGGGCAAGAACCUGCAGCUGUCGGUAGACAACGUCACCGUUGAGGGCCAGAUGACCGGCGCCCACACCAGACUGGAGUUCCACAACAUUGAGACAGGCAUCAUGACCGAACGCAGAUUCAUCUCUGUGGUGCCCUCCAACUUCAUCGGGCAUCUGCAGGGCCUCACCUUCAACGGGGUUCCUUACCUCGACCAGUGCAAGAACGGAGACAUCUCCUACUGCGAGCUCAACGCCCGCUUCGGCAUGCGCCACAUCAUCGCCGACCCAGUGACGUUUCGAACGAAAGGCAGCUACCUAGCGCUAGCCACUUUGCAGGCCUACGCCUCCAUGCACCUCUUCUUUCAGUUCAAGACCACCACGUCUGACGGACUGCUGCUCUUUAACUCGGGAGACGGCAGUGAUUUCAUCGUCGUGGAGCUGGUCAAAGGGUACGUCCACUACGUAUUUGACCUUGGCAAUGGCCCUUCACUCAUGAAGGGCAACUCUGACAAGCCACUCAACGACAAUCAAUGGCACAACGUGGUGGUCUCUCGGGACGCCAACAACAUGCACACGCUCAAGAUUGACUCGCGCACCGUCACUCAGCACUCCAAUGGAGCCCGCAACCUGGACCUCAAAGGGGAGCUAUACAUCGGUGGCGUGACAAAGAACAUGUACGGCGGCUUGCCCAAACUGAUAGCGUCUAAGGACGGCUACCAGGGCUGCCUGGCAUCCGUGGACCUCAACGGGAGACUGCCCGACCUGAUCGCAGACGCUCUCCACAGGGUGGGUCAGGUGGAACGAGGCUGCGAUGGACCCAGCACCACCUGUACGGAGGAGUCGUGCUCCAAUCAGGGCGUGUGUCUCCAGCAGUGGGAGGGCUUCACCUGUGACUGCACCAUGACGUCCUAUGGAGGCUCUUUCUGUAGCGACCCUGGGACGACCUAUAUCUUCGGGCGGGGAGGAGCCCUCAUCACCUACACCUGGCCGCCCAACGACCGGCCCAGCACGCGGGCAGACCGGCUGGCGGUGGGCUUCAGCACGCAGCUGAAAGAGGCUGUGCUGGUGAGGGUGGAGAGCGCCAAGGGACUGGGAGACUACCUGGAGCUGCACAUAGAACGGGGAAAGAUCGGCGUGAUCUUCAACGUGGGAACGGACGACAUUGCCAUCGAGGAGAGCGCGGUGAUGGUGAGCGACGGCAAGUACCACGUGGUGCGCUUCACGCGCAGCGGAGGUAACGCCACGCUACAGGUGGACAACCAGCCCGUCAUCGAACGCUUCCCUUCAGGGAACUUUGAUAAUGAGCGCCUGGCUAUUGCUAGACAAAGAAUCCCAUACCGACUUGGUCGGGUAGUUGACGAGUGGCUACUCGACAAAGGUCGACAGUUGACCAUCUUCAACAGCCAGGCGUUCAUCAAAAUCGGAGGCGAUAAGGGCCGCCACUUCCAAGGCCAGAUCUCAGGCCUCUACUACAACGGCCUGCAGGUUCUCAAGCUGGCGGCCGAGGGCGACGCCAACGUGCAGGCCCAGGGCAACCUGCGGCUGGUCGGCGACGUGCCCUCCGUGCUAACCACCGACACCACCUCCACCACCCCGCUGGCGGACAUGUCCACCACCAUCAUGGAGACCACCACCACUAUGGCCACCACCACAACACGCAAGCAGCGCUCCCCUACCAUGCGGGACAGUGUCACCCAGAACACGGAUGACCUGUUGGUUGCAUCAGCAGAGUGUCCUAGUGAUGACGAGGACUUGGAGGAGUGUGAACCAGGAAAUGGAGGUGAAAUAGUGUUGCCUAUAAUUACCGUGGACUCGCUAGACCCCCCGUCCAUCGCCACCCGCUACCCAGUAAUGCCCCCACCCCCCACCUACCACCCCUUCCUCACCCUUCUCGAAACCACCAAAGAGUCCUUCCCCCUCCCAAACGGCCGGCCCCCCUGCCCCCUGGACCAGGAGGACUGCGAGGAGGCCAUCGAGGUGUCCGCCUACGGCUCAGGCGAGAUGACCGAGUCGGACGACGAGGACUAUUACAAAAAUUCCCCCCUCGUCACCGAUAGGACAGUCCUCCCCCCGCCCCCCGCUGAGGGUGGCGUCCAGAACCCCCGCGAUCGCCACUUCUCCCACCGUCCCCCAAACUCCCACCGCCCGCCCCUCUCCUCCACACCCACGGCCAACCCAGACCAGCUCGGCCCCCGCCUCAAGCCAAGCGGCGGGGGGAGCGUGGCUGGGGGCAGCCCCAACAACAUCCCCGCCGGAAAAAUGAACACCCGGGACCAGGUUUUGCUGCCACCUGCCCACCCCUCCUCUUCUGACCCCGACACCCGCCAUCGCCACAUCCCAGGUAUAACCUACCCCCCCAAUCUCCCCCAUGUUCCCACCCCAGACCCCACAUCUCCAGAGAGAGGCCUUCCGGGAGCCGUGGAGGUGCAGCAGUCCAGCAGCACCACGGGCAUGGUGGUGGGCAUCGUGGCAGCGGCCGCCCUCUGCAUCCUCAUCCUGCUCUACGCCAUGUACAAGUACCGCAACCGCGACGAGGGCUCUUACCAGGUGGACCAGAGCCGCAACUACAUCAGCAACUCGGCCACGCAGAGCAACGGAGCCCUGGUGAAGGAGAAACAGCCCAGCACUGCCAAGACUGUCACCAAGAACAAGAAGAACAAAGACAAGGAGUACUACGUCUGAUACGCUAGGGCUGAGACACGGACAGAGGCAGAGAGAGAGGAGGAGUGCAGAGAGAGAGAGAGGGGGGGGGGAAGAGAGACAGAGAGAGGGAGUAGGUAUGGCAGUAUGAUUAUGGGCAGUGUUUUUUAAUUUGCUUUAACGUGUUAACUUGUAACCAAAACACUUCGUCCCUUCUAAAUUUUUUUGUAGCAUAAAAGCAGAAGUAAUAGAAAAAAAAGAUUGCCCAUGUAGUAAUAUUUUUUCCUCAGUACAUCCAAAUAAAACUAUACCUGAUUUAUAUAUUCUUUGCCUGAUGUUAUGGCCACAAAGCUCGCUCAUAAAAUAUUAUUCCGUGCCAACAGUCAUACCGAACGCUGAUAAUUCAUAAGCGAAAAAAUACUGUAAGAAAAACACCAACAGUAUUUGAGCAAAAAGGCCUUGUAGAUCAUGUUGAUUUUAUGUUUUGGUUUCGUUUUUUUGCUAUUUAUUUAAGGUUGUGAAAUAGUUGACCUUCUGCAAUAUAACAUCUGAAUACUGCCAACGACAGAAACGGUGUCACAUUCCCUCUCCAAGUAUUCAGCUUUCCCUCGCUUGUCUUUCAUCAACUCUCCUCUCCUCCCUCUCUGUCACUCGUGCGCUCUGUGUCUCUCCUCGUCAACGGUGCUCAGCAGGUGACGCAACAUUCUUCUGCUGUGUUUCAAGCAUGUAGUAUUCAUUUACGAAAAAGAGAUAAAACCUGUUUUUUUUCUGUGGAGUUAAAAAACAAAAAAAUGAUAACGUUAAACUAGCAACCACGUGAGAACCACUCCGAAACAACGGAUGCUACCAUAAGUUUAGCCGCCAAACUUCUGAGGCCAUACCCCUGGUCGUCCUUCGUUCCAGCAGAUAUCGUCGUGUGUUUCCGGGGGCCUCCACAGCGCCCUCUAAUGGGCCCAUCCAGGAACUUGGGUCCCAUCUUUCAGUACUAAUCACAGAGAAACAGAAAAAACCUCCAGCAGCAAAAUGACUCUGUUCUAUAUAAAUAUAAAUAUAUGUAUAGACGUUUCAGAAAAAUCUAUGGACUAAAAUGGAGAGCGUGCGAAAGAUGAGAAUUCACACUACGGUGUGAGUGUCUCCGAGGACUGGCUGACAGACAUAAAGAAGAUGGACGCUAGACUUGAGACAGAUUCCCCACCCCCACCCCUCUCUUCAUACACACUCUGGGUGAGCUUCAAAGUCACUGGAAGAGGCGGCCGUGCAGGUGGAAGUGAAGGUGAGGACACAGAACGGGACAGAGUGCUAUUUUGUUUGCUGUUUGAGUUUGAGCUUUUUUUUGUUUUGGUUUGUGAGACAAGAAAAUGAGAGACAUUUUAUGGAAUUUGUGAGUUUGUUUUUGCUGGAGUCCCACUGUCCCACGUCUGUUGUGGCGUGAACGUAUGCUAUCUUGCAUCUAAAAUGGCCUCGCAUUGGCCAGGACUAAUGGCUGCCAAUAAGCAAACAAACCAGUGAGAAACUUUCAGUGAAAACACAAAUACACCUAUAACAAGGUGGACACCUGUUCCCUUGAUGAUGUACAACAGAACUCUAGUAUUCCAAUUUUCUCAACUCUAUUAAAAAAGAAAACUGUACCAUGAAAAGAAAAGAAAAACCUUGAAAAAAAAGUUUGUGAAAUGUCUAAAUAUUUGAAUCUUUCAUCCCAUUACUAAGACAAAUGUUUUCCCUAUUAUCAUCCCUGUUUGGAGAAAGAAAAUGACAACGAUAAUUGAUUCUAAACAUGAACCUGUGUACUUCUCUCCUUUCCAGGAGAAAGAAAUACUCUCCUGUACUCAUCCCCUCCUGCUGUCAUCCCAUUUCUGUCCAUCGUCAAUUCAUCCCUUUUCUCACAAUGGCAGAUUGUAUGUAUUCAUUACCUGGAGACCAAGCGGGAUCCAUCCAUCCUCGAUUUUCUAUUGUUUUAUAUCUAUCUCUGUCUAUACUGCUAGAGACUAAAAAGGCUGUUGUGUCAAAAUGGCCGCCUGGCUUCAUUCAUCUUUUCCUUCUUCAUUGGGGUUGGUCUGGUUUCAGUUCUCAUCCUUUCCCAAUCAUACUCCUCCCAGUAUCUUCCUGUUCUUUCUAAAUGUUAUUGUAAAGUGUUCCAGUGAGAUGACUCUAAAUAUGUGUACAUUAACAGAGGGGAAUACACUUGGUUAUAUACUUCUUAACACCCU
Molecule: messenger RNA, 8100 nt
Organism: Osmerus eperlanus (European smelt)
Lineage: Eukaryota; Metazoa; Chordata; Actinopteri; Osmeriformes; Osmeridae
Gene: nrxn2b
Product: neurexin 2b
Exons: 23
Coding region: 872-5935 (1687 amino acids)
Source: RefSeq, a predicted model, not a curated record